CUAACUGUAAUUUUCUUUCUUUCAGAAACCGCAAAACCAAAAUCCCUGGAAGAUGACAGUGAAUUAGACAUAUCAGCCCUGUGUCCUAAGAUUAGUCCUACAGUUAUUGCUAAAGAGCUAUCGGUGUCUGACACAGAUGUAUCAGAGGUAUCUUGGACUGAUAAUGGGACCUUUAAUUUAUCUGAGGGAUACACUCCACAGACAGACACAUCUGAUGAUUUUGACCGACCUAGUGAUCAUGAAGAAGCUUUUGCCAGAGAUCUUGCAGAAUUUCCCUCUCUAGAAAAUGGCGCAGGAACAAAUGACGAUGAUGACUCGAGCAUUGGCAUUCCCAUCCAUCAGAAGAGAAAAAAGGAACAGAUGCCUUCCAAGAUGGCUCAUUCUCCCAGACAGAGGAAAGAGAGGCAGUCUGCCACAGGCCUCUCCCUUCCUUUGACCAGUGACCAAACCUUUAACUUAGUGAGUGAUAUUGCUGGUGAUGUUAUUGCAGCUGCAGUGUCUGCCGCCAUCAAAGACCAGUUGCAGUCCACACAACGAGCACCCUCACAGGUAGUCCCCAGUUUGAGUGAGGAGACAGACACGGAAGAAGCUGAUGAUUUUGAACUGCUUGACCAAUCAGAGCUUGAGCAGAUUGAGAGUGAACUGGGGCUUACACAAGGCCAAAAAGAAAAGCCACAGGAAAAAAAGAAAUCUUCAGGCUUCCUUUCAAAUCUGCUUGGAGGUCAUUAACCUGGAAAUUGGAGCUAGUAACGUAGUGAAACAAAAAAUCAAAUGCAAAAAAAAGGAAAAUGCUCAGCUGUAAGCUUUAACUAUUACUUCAGAUGUGUUGUAAUAAUUUCCCUUACACAGAGUGAAUUAAUUGGAUACAUAUCAGCUGACCCUGAUAGUUUAAUGUUUCUGAUAGUUGUGCCUCAAUGUAGUAGCAUGGAAAUGAAGUAUCUAGCCACUCUUUGGUCACUGAUGAAUGUUAGAGGUCAGUUGUUAUUUAAGGAAAAAUUAAAUUGCCAAAUCUAGAUUUUGGGGUCCUCAGCCAAAUGCUCUUCACCUUCAGUUUGUUUCCACUUAGUUUUCAAGCAUCCAAAGCAGUUAACGAUAUGUGCAGUGAAGAGAAAUUAUGAAUAGGAUGCAGUGAGAUUAGCAAAAUCUUAUCUGCCUCUAGUAUAGUGGAAUAUCUAGAUCCCUAUGGUUAUUGUGUGUGGCAUGUUUGAUGUCCAUGAACACUUUAUUCAGCAUAAACCUCAAAUUUAAGGAUGUGUGCAAUGCCAUCAAAAUUAACAAAAGUUGUGUUGCAUAUGUAAACUUUCAAAUUAAUUUUUUGAUAAGCUGAUACAUUUCCAAGUUAUCUCUGAUGUUUUAGGCUUGUAGAGUUAUGAAAUGGCAUGCUACUAAAUUGACCGCCUGCUGUAUUCUCUGCUAGAGUCUGGUACUGGGCAGUAAUGUCCAUAAAAAGCAAGGCAAAAACAAUGUUACACUUGAGAUUAUAAAUAUCAUGUAAACUGAACAAGGCCUUUGUUGUUUUGUUUUUUAAUUUUAGUUUGGAAUAGGGAAGCCAAGAAUAUUAAAGGUGAACAGAGAUUUUUUGGCUUUUUACCUGCCAGUACCUGCAGUCAGGUUUCUGUUUUUUUCAUGAGACAGCUGCUAUCACUCCUAAUUGAAGUCAUUAGAGAGUUAUUCUUUAAGCUGUAUCUGGUGUUCAGUGAGGCCAGAUGUUAAAGAAGAAACACAGAAACUUCUUGGCAUACAAGUGAAGGAGGAACUUGUUUAAAAAUAUUUAUUUGUAAUUUUUAACUCCUCACAUACUCAGACUGGCUUGGGAUCGUAAACAAGUAACUUAGUCCGGUUUUUUUUCAAGAUUUUUGGUUCACCUUUAAACAAAGAUGAAAGGCAAUGCCCAUUUAAGGUAAACAAAGAUUAAUAGGAAGAAGUAAAGCUAGUUUUAUUAAUGUGCUGUAAAUUGUUAGCAGGGUUGAGGGACCAUGUCAGCUGUUAUCACUAAUCUUUAUGUGAUCUCCUAUUUGCUGGCAUUUUACAGGUGAAUGUUGUUAUCUAGAACCGUCAGAAAGUACAAACCAAGCUUAUAGCAAGGUCAGCUUUUCUUCCCUAAUAGAAUAUAUUUAGAAAAAAAACUUGUUUUAAAGUAGCACAGUUUUAAAUUUGUUUUUCUUUCUGAGGCAUUUAAAAGCUAGACAGAUUGCCAAAAAGAUUUUAGGUAAAGGAAAGCUAUGGAAGACUUUUGACACUAGCUUUAUCGUUGCUUGUGCUUAUGUGUCAGUAAUGCAUAUUAACUGUGUUUGCUGUCCUUUAUCGGUACAAAAGUGAGCCUGUGCCUUCAUUAUCUAACCCAUCCUGAAAGAAGUGAAAACUGGAUAUAGAGGCCACAAAAUGUAGUUUUUAAAAUUACAUCAUCCUGACAUUUAAUAAAAGUUUCUGAAAAAUAUAUAAAAUACAGCGAUAUAUUUUAUGCAGUGUUAGCUGUUAAGUUUUUUUAUGACUUUUUCCCAGCUUGUGCAUUCCCAUUUAGUAAACAAACACACACAAAGGCUGUGGUCAUGAAAUUAGUGAGUGUAAAAGCCAUUUCAGUUUCUCAGAUGAAUAAAGAACACUGUUUCCUUAAUGCAUGUUUAAGACAAUCUACAUAGUUAGAAGAGUACAAGUUACAAGUCACCAAUGAAGCUUUCAGAACAUCUUGACAAUAGUAUGCUUCCCUGUGUGAUAGUACAAGUAACAAGAAGAUUAACAGGGUACAACACAUGAAGAAACUGGAUAGGCAGGGCUGGAGAGGGGGUGGUCUUUAACAAGACUCUAAGUGGAUGAUGAGUCAUGCUAGCUUACUGUCGAUGGUGGCAUUGUAACAGUGUGCACUUUAUUGUUUUCUGAAGAAUAUUUGUGGUUACAAAAUUAUAUAAUAUAGGGGCACUCUUAUAGAAAUGCAAAUUACAUCAAGGAAGAAAAGCAGUUGCAGGAGGAGUUGCUCAGACUUUUUGUAAAUGAUCCAUUUUCUGGUUUCAAGAUAGAAAAGUAAACGAAUUUGACUACGUGUUCCAGUGUGGAAUAAGUCCUGAAUUGUCCAUAAGGAAGCAAGGCAAAACAAACCUGAACAUACAACAUACUGAAAUGUGGGAGCACAAUUGCUCAUUACCCUGUGUUUGGCUUUUUAAAAUAUUUUGUUCUUCUGUUUUUAUAGUAGUUAAAGGAUAAUUAACUGUUUGUUCAAGACCCAAAUACUGCAGAAUUGGAAGAAGAGGACUUAAUAAAAAUUAUUAGUAGUAAUAAAAUUAUAGCAUAUCUUUCCUACUUUAUUAAUAUCAGAUUGACCCACAAGCAUCUGUGAGAGCUAAAAAAGAAGGCUUUGAGCUCUGAAUAAUAAGUAAUUGAGCAUGCCAUGAUUUUCUGCAGAACUUUCUCAAAAAAAGACAGCGUAAGUCAGAAGUACUUGGUUCAGAAAUAAUUAAGAAAUACUGGUUAUGCAUUCCCUUUGCAUUAGUUAGACAGUUGAGCAUGAAGAAACAUUUUCUGUCCUUCUAAAAGAUCCCAUUCAGUUGGAAUUCGUAUUAGGGAUCCUAAGUUUGCUGCACUCAGCAGCAGCAACAAAAUAAGCUACU
Chrysemys picta bellii (western painted turtle) is the source of this 3602-nucleotide messenger RNA. The record is from RefSeq and is a predicted model, not a curated record. Lineage: Eukaryota; Metazoa; Chordata; Testudines; Emydidae.